Molecule: messenger RNA, 10291 nt
Organism: Brienomyrus brachyistius
Lineage: Eukaryota; Metazoa; Chordata; Actinopteri; Osteoglossiformes; Mormyridae
Gene: dennd4a
Product: DENN/MADD domain containing 4A
Biological process (GO): regulation of Rab protein signal transduction
Cellular component (GO): cytoplasmic vesicle
Molecular function (GO): protein binding
Source: RefSeq, a predicted model, not a curated record
GGGUCAGGGAUUCAAACGAAACAAGAUACCGUGCACGGCGCCUAAAUACGGCGUGUCACAGAUGGUGGACAGUGCGGGUUAUUUUUAACUUGCUGGCUGCUUUCGGUCAGUAGUGUAGGGGACAGUGCUAAUCACUAUGACAGUGCUAAUGGCAGUCGGGAAAUGCUGAUCACAAUAUAAUUGAACAUUUGGUUGUUAAAAACCGUUAGAUAUACAGGAAUAGCCAUUUGAGCUCUCGUGAUGAUUAAAUUUCAGCCAGGCAAUUAAGCACCCGGUCUUAAUCUAAUCCUAUGGGAUGUUCCGGCGGAUUAGGAUGUAAUGCAGCAAUUUAGGAGUUGCGAGUGUUUUGUGCAAAGCACCGAACAUUUCGGAGAAUCCAGCUGCGAUAGAAAUGCAUGUCCUCGACAAUAACACUUUGGCAUGUGGCUCGUUAGAUGUAGAUGUUAGAGUAAUGCAUUAAAAGUUCAUCCCGUGUUUUAGCUACAGAGGCUUACUUCCUUUUGUCAGAUUUGUGCCGGGGUGUCUAGUAGGCUUCCUGACAUUGUUUUGGUUUUCAUGUCCUCAUGGAGAGAGCAGUUAUCCGCAGAGGCCGGGCAAAGGCUUGUCUGGACACAUCAUGCGUUAUGCAGAUUCAAUGACAUAAAUACAUGGAGGAGGCAUACCCCUGUGAUCUGACAGGCUCAGCUGCUCCCUCCCAGUAAACACGAACCGGACCCGGUGAGCUGGCAGUCCGGAGAGGAGCUGUGAGGGACUGCAGAAGGGACUCAAAGGAAAACAGGAGGGAGAGCGCAGAAACUCCCAGUGUCAGCCGGGAAUCUGACAGUCUUUGCAGGACGCGGUGAAUGGAAUGAAUUCAGGGUGCGACUCGCCGCGGAGGAAAAGCUCAGAGACCUGCCCCAUGGGAUGGAAAAUGAUGGAGGACAAAGGCCCUCGUGUUGCAGACUACUUCGUGGUGGCUGGCCUGACGGAGUCGUCCAAGCCCCUGGAUGAGGAGAUCCACUUUGAUGACGUGUGCCACAAGACAGCCCGGCCCAAGCCCCCCAUCACAGAUGUCACCGUGGUGAUGCGUUCCCUUGGGGAGGAGGUGCCCCCAGGCUACAUCUGUGUGGAGACCACACCCUCGGGGCUGUCUGCCGACCUCAACAGCGGCAGCCUCAUGGGGCCCCAGGUCUUCCUCUGCUACCGUAGAGGCCGGGACAGACCCCCCCUGACCGAUCUUGGUGUGCUGUUUGAGUGGAAGGAGCGGCUGAAGCAGGGCUGCCAUGUCAUCCAGAUGACGCCCUCUGGUCGGUCCGCCAACAUCAGCAGCACGUCGUCACAGCGCAUUUACAUCACAUACCGGCGUGCCCUUGAUGGGGCCGCACACGCCCCACUGGCCGUCACUGACAUCUGCAUCAUCAUCCCCAGCAAGGGCGAGACGCCCCCCCACACCUUCUGCAAGGUGGACAAGAACCUGAACAGCAGCAUGUGGGGCUCCUCAGUUUACCUGUGUUAUAAGAAGUCUGUGGCUAAAACCAACACUAUUGCCUACAAAGCAGGGCUGCUCUGCAGGUACCCCGAGGACGACUACGAGUCGUUCCCGCUGCCCGAAUCCGUGCCCCUCUUCUGCCUGCCCAUGGGCGCCACCAUCGAGUGCUGGCCGUCCCAGACCAAGUACUCCCUCCCCGUCUUCUCCACCUUUGUCCUGACGGGGGCUUCGGGGGAGAAGGUGUACGGAGCUGCUAUUCAGUUCUAUGAGCCGUACCCUCAGGAGCAGCUGUCGGAGCGCCAGCGGCAGCAGCUGGGCCUGGAUGCCGCCAGCGAGCGUGUACCCGCAGCCACCCGCUCGACACACACCAACAAGUGCAUCUGCCUGCUGUCCCACUGGCCGUUCUUCGACGCUUUCCGGAAAUUUCUCACUUUCCUGUACCGCUACUCCAUCUCCGGGCCCCAUGCCCUGCCCAUCGAGAAGCACAUCUCGCACUUUAUGCACAAGGUGCCCUUCCCUUCAUCCCAGAGGCCCCGCAUCCUGGUACAGCUGUCCCCACACGACAGUCUGAUGCUUAGCCAGCCAGUGUCCUCGCCACUGCCUCUCAGUGGAGGGCGGCUUUCCACGCUCCUACAGAACUUGGGCCCUGAGAAUGCCGUCACCCUGCUGGUGUUUGCCGUCACCGAGCACAAGAUCCUGGUGCACUCACUACGGCCGUCUGUGCUGACGAGCGUUACAGAGGCUCUGGUGUCGAUGAUCUUCCCCUUCCACUGGCCAUGCCCCUAUAUCCCGUUGUGCCCGCUGGCUCUGGCUGAUGUGCUCAGCGCCCCAUGCCCCUUCAUCGUGGGUGUGGACUCCCGCUACUUUGACCUUUAUGACCCCCCGCCAGAUGUCAGCUGUGUGGACCUCGACACCAACACCAUUUCCCACAAUGAAGAUAAGAGGGGCCUGAUGUUGAAGGUCCUGCCAAAGAAGGCCUGUAAGAACCUGAUGAACACCCUGAACAACCUCUACCAGCAGCUGGCUGAAGGCUGUCAGAGACCUCGAGAGGAUGGCCUCAUGGAGCUGGCCAUGAGUGACUAUGACUUCAGCAGUGGGAAGAGUCUUCAGACCCUGGAGAUGGAGAUCCAGGAGGCCUUCCUGCGCUUCAUGGCAGCCAUCUUGAAGGGAUACCGCUCGUACCUGCGGCCCAUCACCCAGGCACCCUCAGAGAAGGCCACAGACGCCAGCUCCCUGUUUGACCUGCAAGGUUUUCUGAAGAGCCGUGACCGCUCCCACCAGAAGUUCUACUCCCUCAUGACGAAGACCCAGAUGUUCAUCCGGUUUAUCGAGGAAUGCUCCUUCGUCAGCGAUAAAGAUGCAAGCUUGGCAUUCUUCGAUGAUUGCGUGGACAAGCUGUUCAACACAGAGCGCAGCGCCGACAGAGGAGGCAAGGUGGACAGCGACCGGCCAGAGGAGGCACGGCUGAUCGAGCUGGACGAAUCCCACCGCAGUGAGCAUACGGUUUUCAUCACCCCCCCAGAGAUGCCCCCCCUGCCAGAGGGUGAGGAGUACCCUCUGUGCUACAGCUACAGCGGCUUCCCUGUGUUAAGGCCGGAGCUCUUUGAUCCACUGGAGGGGCUGAGGACCCCUGCCUCUCGCGUAGCUUCGCGACACAGCUGCCCCACAAGUCCCGCCCCUAUGUUCCGCCGAACCAAGCAGGAGAUCAAAUCAGCACAGAAGAUUGCAAAGAAGUACUCCUCCAUUCCCCAGAUGUGGUCCAGAUGUUUGCUGCGGCAUUGCUAUGGGCUGUGGUUCAUCUGCCUGCCUGCCUACGUCAAGGUGUGCCACUCCAAGGUGCGGGCACUACGCACAGCCUACGACGUGCUUCGGAAGAUGCAGGCCAAGAAGCUGCAACCCCCAGACGAGGUAUGCUACCGGGUUCUCAUGCAGCUCUGUGGACAGUACGGACAACCUGUGCUAGCCGUGCGAGUUCUGUUUGAGAUGAAGAAGGCUGGAGUCCAACCAAAUGCAAUCACCUACGGUUAUUACAAUAAGGCCGUCUUGGAAAGCACCUGGCCUUCCAGCACGCGAGGGGGCUACUUCCUGUGGAUGAAACUGAGGAACGUGGUUUUGGGCGUGACUCAGUUCAGACGGGCACUGAAAAAGCAGCAGUCCAACCCAGCGCAGACCCCCCUGUCGGAUGGCAGCGACCUGGACGCCGUCAGUCACGGCAGCCUGGAUAGCUCUAAUGACACUAACAUGGUGGAGCAGGCCCCGUUCGGCACUGACCCAAUCAAAGUAGAUUCUGCUGAUGAUAGAUCUAGCACAGGGGGCCAGUCUGACCUGGGUUACAACUCCCUCUCUAAAGAAGAAGUGCGAAGAGGGGAAGGUGGUCUGCAGGACAGGACGCUGGAGAAGGAGGACUCCAGCUCCCUGUCGGAGAGCGAGAGUGCCAAAGACAGUGGAGACUGCCUCCCGCCGCUGGACUUCCCUGAUGUCAGUGGUCCGUUCCAUCCUCAUGCUGGCAUCGUCCGUAGCAACUAUCCCUAUGACAACACAGCCAAAGAAUCUGACGCCAGCACCGACCAUGUGGCUGGGCUGCUCUUCACUUCCUCACUGGACGACAUUGGGAUCAUCCAGAGCAGUAGCCUCCGCAGGCGGCACAGGAGUGCCAUGGAGGAGGGCCAGAGACGCUUGGACUGGCCUGGGGUCAGAGGUCGCAGCCUGAGCGGAGACACUGCAGGGGGCAUGGUGCUGGGCCUGGGCAUGACCCGGGGCAAAACAGACCCUCUCAGGAUUGCUGAGAAUCUGGGUGCAGAUGCCAGGAUUCUCUCGGGAACAUUCCAGAAGAGCACAAGGCCCAACUCUUUGAACCUUGGCAUGCGGGAAGUGGGGCUCAGGAGCAGCCACAAAGAAAGUGGGGAGAGGGAUUCCAGCGACGAGGAGAAGCCAGACAAUGCUGCCAUCUUCGAUCUGGAGGACCUGGACGAGGAGACAAGCAGAGAGGCCACGGCGGGCGGUGCCCAGGCUGGCCGUAAUAGGGCCACAGAGCCCUGCCCGAGCGGUGGCAGCACCCGUGUGACUAGGAGGAUGGGCAUUGAGACGGGCUUCGACCCGCUCUCCCUGCUCGCGGCCCAAUCGGAAGAGCAGGACUCAGGGGGAGGUGAACCAAGCACCCCCACGGCCCGCCGCAACCUAGCUGAGGAGAUUGAGAUGUACAUGAACAACAUGGGCAGCCCUCUAAGCAGCCGGGCACCCAGCAUGGACCUGCAGGAUGCCUGCAGCCCCCAGCUCCCGGGCGACUCCCCGUCACGUCGUUCCAGCCUGCCCCACGGCUCCCCCGCCCCCCCCCCCAUGCCCCGCUCACGCACCUGCCACCAGCGCCCCCGUGAUCGCCUCUGGUCUUCACCCACCUUCUCACAGGGCAGCAGCCCCCUCAGGGACAGGGAGCCUCCUGCCUCCCCCUCGUUCGCCCUGGACACACUUCUCACCCCCACUCUGGACGUCUUUAAGAGCAGCGUCUUCUCCGCGGGGAAGGGGGUGGCAGAGAAAGCCAGCCGCUGGUACUCCCGUUUGGCCACCUACACCACACCCAGCAAGGAUACAAACUACGACCACCUAAGCGUCUCAUCCUUGGGUGUGGGGGACACAGACCGCAUCUCCCUCGUGGAUGAGGAGUCUUACCUGGAAGCUGAGGUCCCAGGACCCAGCUCACCACAACGGAAUGGUGUUUCAGGCCCCAAGAGGAGCCCUCACAGGACACGAGCGGAGAGCCCUGCACCGCAGCUCCGCUCAGGCGCAAAGCCUCUCCACACAGGCUGCGUUCCGCCUCCGUCCAGCUUUACUCUUCCAGACAAAUCGGAACUGGAGUCUUCGCAGUACACAAGCAAUACCAGCAUCUUUCAGAACUACGCUAUGGAGGUGCUGAUCUCCAGCUGCUCCCGCUGCAAGACCUGCGAGUGUCUGGUUUACGACGAGGAGAUCAUGGCCGGAUGGACGGCUGAUGACUCCAACCUCAACACCACUUGCCCCUUCUGUGGCAACCCCUUCCUACCUUUCCUCAACGUGGAGAUCCGGGAUCUCCGAGGUCCUGGCAGGUUUUUCCUAAAAAGUAGCCCGUCUGCAGAAGAAGCUGUGUCCUCGUCCUACUCGGUCUCCACGGGCCUGGGUACAGGGACGUCCACGCUGUCCACUCCCUGUCCCACCUUGACCAUGUCUCCACGGUCACCCCAAAUCACGAUACAUGGUUGCCCUGGCAACAACAGGAGCAGCUCCCUGGGAUAUUCCGUGGCCCACUGUGUCGAAAUACCAACAGAGCGGCGCCAGGGCGCCCUGUCUCCAGAGCCCACCAUGGUGCGCAGUGUCAGCGCCUUCGGACCCCUGGAGGAGCCCGUCCGGACCAGCCGCUACAUCACAGGCAGCCUGCCCUGCCGACUCAACGAAGUCACGGACCCCUUGAGCAUGGAGUGGCGUCUACACAACCCAGACCCAGUGACAGUGCCCUAUCUGAGCCCGCUGGUGCUCUGGAAGGAGCUGGAGAGCCUGUUGGAGAACGAGGGGGACCAGGUGAUCACUGUGUCGGACAUGGUGGACCAUCAUCCCAUAAUUUUCUGGAACCUGGUGUGGUAUUUCCGCCGUCUGGACCUGCCCAGCAACCUGCCUGGCCUCAUCCUGACCUCAGAGCACUGCAACCGUGGGUCCCAGAUUCCUCGGCACUGGAUGUCAGAAGACAGCAAACAUGUGCUGAUCCAGAUCCUAUGGGACAACCUGAAGCUACAUCAGGAUCCCGCACAGCCGUUCUACAUCCUGUGGAACACGCACCGCCUAAAUCGUACUCUUUUAAUUAAGAAUCUGAACUACCCAGUGACCUGGCCGCUAAGGGAGGAGGAAGACGAACAUGUGGGGAAGGAGCUGCUGCAGAGUGUAGUGAAGAGCAUCCAGAAGAACGAUGUGUACCGACCCAUGAGCCAGGUUCUGCAGUUGGUUGGGCAGAAGCUGGGUGUCCGGAGGCAAAGGAGUUUGUACAGAGAGAUCCUUUUCCUGUCUUUGGUGGCAUUGGGCAAGGACAACAUUGACAUCGAUGCAUUUGACCGGGAGUACAAGAUGGCCUACGACCGUCUCACGCCCAGCCAAGUCAAGCUGACGCACAACUGUGACCGACCACCCAGUGUUGGGGUGAUGGAGUGCCGCAAGAUCUUUGGAGAGCCAUACUUGUGAGCCGGUCACAUGUCUCUCUCUCUCCACCCAACACCUACAACACUAGCAUCCUAAGACUGCAAGGUCCUCAUCAGUGCAGCCUGCUGAAUGGGUGGAGACGGCUUUGGCACAUCACAACAGUAAGACGGCACCCAAUGUACAGUUCCGCCAACUUGGACAGUGUGGCCUCCUCCAUAAAGAAUGGAUGUGCCACCAGAAUCAUGUGGAGUACCAGCCUAUAGGCCUGUCACAGAUGCAGUCUGAAAACAACACCAGGCACCAACCGGUGACUUCCAGAAGACCCCAUACCAGACCACUGCCCACACUUGGAGGGCUUGUGCACAAAAAGACGCUCAGGAAAUAAGAGGUGGUGAGAAGCGAGACAGCGUAGUGCCCCUGGUAACAAACUGAUAGCGGGGGCCCUGUGUGUUAUUACUGCCCCAGAAUAGGGUUCGAUCUGGCAGUAAAGCUCUCGGAUUCUGUAGCAAUUACCAUAAACAGGAAACAGGUACCUGGGUCAAGAGCAGCCUUCUAGAAUUUAGUAAAAAAAAAGAACAGAACAUUUAUGGUCACGUUUUUUGGUUAUAAUGUGGUACUUUUCAAAAACUUAUUUAGAUUAUGUUCUAUACAAUGAAUAUGUCCUGUACAUACUUUUUAAAACAUUUGUAUUAUAUAUUCAUACAUUGAAACUAAUACUGACAAUAUGUCACUUGUAUUCUAUUUAUAAAGAUGCACCAUUAUUUAUUUAUGUCUGCUGUAGCGCUUAAGCCCAGUUUUUACUAUGUGGUGGUUUACUUUCAAGUGAGUGUGUGUGUGUGUGUGUGUGUGUUGGUUAUUAGGGAGGCCUUGUCUUACUAGUGAGUACUGUAAUAACCCCUGUAUGUCUACCUGAACCAUCUGAGGGUUUGAUGGUUUGUGACACUGCAUCAGAGGAGACCCACUUAUUAAGGACUGGAAAAUCUACUUGUACUGUGUGUGUGUGUGCGUGUGUGUGUGUGUAUAUAUAUAUAUAUAUAUAUAUAUGUGUGUGUGUGUGUGUGUGUGUGUGUAGAGUCAAAUUCCAUCCUUUUUAGGAGGGACGUAAUUUUUCAGGGCCCAACGAAGCGGAAUAUAAUGACUGGAAGACUGAUGAUCUAACGUUUAAAAGAUAUAUUUUAAGUGUGUUUUAACACAUUUAUCGAUUGGAGUGGCUCCUCGUUAAAGGUAUCUCUUAAAACUAUACACAGAUUACCAGUUGAAAUCGGCAUUAGAAAUGUGGCUUUGUUUUAAAUACGGAGAGAUAUGAAUGGCUGUUAGUGAACUUUUCAGUGAGGUCCUCGCUAACGGAGGCACACAGUCGUGUUACCUGAAUUGUUCAGCUGCCUAAAAUGGCGGGAGGUGUUUGCUGGAUAGGGAGUGUUUCUUUAAAACGUGUGUAAACGGUUUUUAUAACGGUUUCACUGUGCCUGUCCUUCGUUAGUUUGUAGAGAAAUGCUUUACCAGUUGUAAUCCCAGCGCGUAUACUGCCCAUUAGAAAACCAAAAACCGAUUACCCAAAAUGGUACAUCGAGGCUGUGCGUACGUGUCAGUCUGCGUCUACAUGUAUAUAUUUAUUUUCAUUUACGCGUAGUUAUAAAUUGUGGCAAUUAAUUGCGAUGUAAAUCUGAGAUGGUACAGCUUAGUCAUGCCUGUGCCCGGCUUUCCAUUAAAUUUAAAAUGGGUGUCAUUUCUAUACCUACAGCAGGGUAAGUAGUGAGACCCCCCUCUGCUGUGAGAUGAGAAAUGGCGCGACCGCCUAACUGUGAAAUACGCCGGGAGCGGUAACCCUGCUCCUUUUAUCAAAAUGCCGGGGAAAUGACGGACGUCUUACGCUGGUCUCCAUCUCAUACGGCGAUGCCACGGUUACCGUGCCCAGCCUCCGCCUGUCCUGCCGCCGCGACCCAGUCAUGAAGGACGGCUGGGGGCCCCUCAGCAUCCUGCCUGUUCGGGUGUCACUAGCGGACAAGUUCCGGCUUUUACCGCGUUAAAAUGUAUUCAUAUGGUUAAUUAAUAUGCAUCCAUUACUUUUUAUUUAAAAAGUAGCAAUAGUAACACUUUAGGUUUCCUUCCAUAUUAUAUUAAUACUCACACAUAUCCAUUAAUUUCUCGGAGUGAGAAAUGUGCAUAUUAAGAAAAAAACAAACAUAUAUCCAUAUACAGUGUUACUACGCAUCACACGUUUUCUCUAUAAAUUUAUAUAAAAUAUAGGCAUACGUAUAUCAGUGUUCAGACACAUCUGUACAUGUUUACAACGGCGUAAACUGAAAAUAAUUUUAUUUGUAAAAUAGCUUCUCGGUUAAUCGUUCAUUUUAAUGAAAUUAACAUUAAUUCGCUUCGGAUCAGGAUCUUAGAUAAGACCAUCUCUUUGUGUUAUCUUGGAUUAAAACAGCAUGACUUCUGAACCCGCCGGUAUAAGCUUAAAUAAUUGGUCAGUUUUCACAAACUGUGUAUGUUACGUCAUUCUGUGCAGUGUAAGGAACUAGCAGUUAGCUUGUCCCGCCAUGACAAAUCAUGAUGGCAUUUUCCAAAUAUCAAGCAAACCUCUUUUUGUGAAAUUGUGAAGAAGCACUUCCACUUGUUAAAUACUAAUUUUGAAGCUCUGUGUUUUUUACCAUAUGGGUAUUAUAAAUGAGAACUAGCUGUGCCUUGUGUUUCACUUUGGAGUGGCACGGUCCAUGGGAGAGCUCACAGGAUGUGUGGACAUGCCUAACUGGUAAUUGACAUUUCUAACUGGUUGGCAUGGUGGCAUGCUGCUCACUAGCAGCCCCUAUCACGCUGUGUCCUGCCUGCAGCGCAGCCCUGUGCUGAAGGUCUUGGGGGUCACCAGACUCCCAGACAUCCCAGUCCGUGUUUCCGGAAAAUUCACACCGUUAAAAUGCAGAUGUGCAUUUGCAGUGCAGGUUUGAGUUUCCAUUGAUCGCCUGCCCUAUACAGUAGUGAAUAUGGACCAUUCUGAAAUCAUGAUUUUUAUAAAUUUUUUUGUCACGGGCUCUUUGAUAUUUUUGUGAUGCAGGUCUCAUGAAGUUUCAACUGUACAUGUUGAAAGAUGUAGCUUUACGUGAUUGCAGAGCCUGAACUCACUGACCCACACCAGGCAUUUUGUCUAACGGUGAUCAGUAGCUUCUGGUCAGUGUCAGUCUGAACGCACUGACCUGUUCUCCUGAAAGGCUGACUUUGAGUGUAGGUGCCCUUGUGAAAGUUUCAGAUCUUUAUUUAUAUAAAAGCCAACCGAUAUGUGAGCUGAGUGCUAUGCAAAUGUUAAUCCUUUAUAAAUGUAAAAAAUUAAUAUCUAGAAACUUCUCCAACUUUCUUCCCUAAUCACCCAGCAAGAUGGCAUGGAGCGAGACUUAGACGGUUAAACGUUCUUAACACCCAGCAGCUUCUGUAAUAAUGUAGGAUUACCCUCAGUCCAUGUAUGUGUCACUUAUUCACAGCUGUGUGUAAAAUGUGUAAGGAUUUUAGCUUGAUGUACGUUUUGUCUGCUCUUUUUAGAAUGGACCUUCAAAAAUGUUUACAGAUGUGUACACAGGAAGUACACCUUGGGAUCCAGUAGUGAUGAUGCAUCUUAGACAGGAUCUUCAGGGUCGUCAACCUUUUAAUUGUAAAUAAAUUCACUCAUAAUGCGCA